Molecule: messenger RNA, 1021 nt
Organism: Ectocarpus sp. CCAP 1310/34
Lineage: Eukaryota; Phaeophyceae; Ectocarpales; Ectocarpaceae
Source: the annotation of a GenBank genome assembly
AUGACCAGCCUGUACUUCAUGGGCCCGCUUGGUAAGGGUUCCUGGCAUGAGUGGGAGCGCGACCAUGUUUUCUCCCUUCUUGGUAUGGUUUGGUACAGCACAAGCCGCUCGGAAUCCUCGAACGCAAAUUUUCAGCGGUGGAAAAGGGUGGAAAAGCUUGUUAGAGAGUACGCUGCUCGCUACCUCAACAAGACCACGUUCAGAAACUACUGGCUCCAAUCGGCGUACAUGCUUCGAAACCCUUUGGUUCGUGUGCAUGUCGUGUUCACGGCAAGGCUCGGGGAGCUGUUGUUCGACUGGGCGAACAAUUGGAUUCGUGGCAAGGGCGGGUUCUUUCUGAAGGGCGAAGGGGUCGGUCGGCGGCUGUUUCCUGGGAUGCGUUUGGUGGAGGUUGCUGAUUGCUCUCGCCUGCUGCUGCUCAAGUUGGAAACUAUCCGCAAGGAUCCCAAGACGUACUUCGCGGCGGUCCUAGAACGCGUUCGAACUACCCUAUCUGAACCGAUGGAGAAAUUGUUCAUGACAAACUUCAGCGAGGACAAGGUUUUUUUUGCCGAGUUCAAGAAGCGAUGGAUCAAGUGGAUGGAGCGGCAUCAGCAGCUACCUCUGAGCAUGGCGCGGAUUGCAUGCCCCUCGUUUUACGCUCGGACAGGAAUCAUGGCGGACGGGGCUGUAGAGGGGCCGGAGUUUGCGCGUGCCUUCCUUCAUGUAGCUUGGCCUGGUCUAUACGAGGGAGAGCCACGCACGGAGAGGGGAGAGGGAAUUCCGAACGCAGCUCGUGAAGGAUUUGGGGGGAAUCACCGAGGCAAGAAGGAAAGAUGAGUUGACGUUCGGGCUGUUUUCAUGCAUUGAUAGCGACCUUUCUGUGAGGAAUGAACUCGAGCAGUAUGCGAAUUCUGGGUGAGGUGACAGGGAGGUUGACCAGGGUGCACCGAAGGUUACGUCAGCGUUGGCGCGUCUGUUCGAUUUUCCCCUCCUGUACAAGUUGCUGUGUCACCGAUUCUACUUCGUUCCCAUUCACCAG